Messenger RNA from Arthroderma uncinatum, 3450 nucleotides. RefSeq names its product ferulic acid esterase. The record is from RefSeq and is a predicted model, not a curated record. Bases 1 to 3450 code for a protein of 1149 amino acids. The transcript has 9 exons. Lineage: Eukaryota; Fungi; Ascomycota; Eurotiomycetes; Onygenales; Arthrodermataceae.
AUGGCCGGCAGAUCGAAGCCGGGUAAAAACCAGAAGAACGAGGAGUGGUACAUGGACCGAAAACUGUACAAGAGGAUUAGCAAGUUUAAAAAUAAGUCGCAGAGUGAUAGCACCUUGGACCAUUUCAACGGAGGGACUCCUACCUAUUAUGAACCGAGCGCCAUAGGCCCUGGCUUUGGGCAUAGCUAUCAAGGCUACCAUGGCCCUGCCCGUAGCCUCCAGACUUAUCCUCCAUCAGUCCAAGCACAAGGACCCAACAGCAAUCCCCAGUGGCUCAGCAACCCAAGCAAUAUGGCAUAUCCCCCACAGUCGGCGCCUCAUUUCAACCAAGCGUACUGGUCUCCAGCUCCAAACACAUACCCAACUUAUGCUUCACCAGGCCAUGGCCCCCCAGUGAACAACAUCCCCUGGGUCGGAAGCACUCGUACACAAAGGGCGACCAGUUGGGGGGGUAACAAUCAACCGCAACACAUGCCCCCAAGACGCGACUCUAGGCAGCCAUAUCCUGUUAAUGAGCACUCUCGCCUUCGAGGAGACGCACCCGAGUUUGUUCCUGCACAUGGACCGUCAGCAGUGGCUCCGUGUGACCAAACGGAGCCAACGUGCAUGCAAUGCACGAAAGGUGGCCGGACAUGCACCGGUUAUCGAAACCAGCUGGACUUGAUGUUCCGCGACGAGACGCGGAAGACUGCACACAACGCUUCUACAAGAGCGCAAAAGCAGAGAGGCAUCAAAAGUACCAGUGCCAAUAAGGCCUCCGCCCAGGAAACUCCUUCGACCAGCCUUGUAUCUCUGUGCUCUUCGAAUACACCGGGAGAGCUCUCACGGAGCCUCCCGGUAGACCUGAACCAGCGGGCUAUUUGCUUCUUUGUAUAUAACUAUGUUAUUCCCACUGGUCCUGCUCCUGGGAGGAUUGGCUAUAUGCAUAGCGUCACGUCCUCAGGCACUGAGGUGAUGUCUGCAUGCAUGGCUUCAGUGGGCAUAGCGACACUCGCAAAUAUAACGCAUUCUCCCGAAAUGCGCAUCGCGGCGAGGGAGCAGUAUGCCCACGCACUUUCGUUAACGAAUGCAAUGCUCCGGGACCCUGUACAGGCGAGGAAGCCGAUGGCCCUCGAUACCGUCAUGUUAUUGGGGAUGUUUGAGGUCAUUACCUGCCGAAGCAACCGAUCCUUAAGUAGCUGGAGAAAUCAUCAUGAGGGAGCACUUGCUCUCCUUCGACUACGCCCCUCGCCGUCACCAGAUGAUAUGACGAAUUUCAGAAUGUUUGCCCAAGCCCGUGGCCAAAUACUCUCCAGUUGCCUGUUGACAUCUUCACGGGCGCCUCCAUAUCUCUCCGGCCUGCCGCCAGAAAAACAAGGAAGUCUUCCAAAAUCAGAAGCCCUGCUCGAAGAUGCCGCGACAUUACUUGUCAAACUAUGCAACCUACGUGCUGAAAUCGAGGAUAAGACGCUCAGUUCACCGGAUUUGAUCAUAUCCCAAGCAUACGCUCUAGAGGCUGAACUUAUAUCAUUUUAUACAGUGCUCUGGGAACAUUACCCUUAUACGCUUCAUGAAGUUCUCGACCAGGACACUCCCCCAUCACCAUCAGACGAAAUCUAUGGAGGUUGCUACCAUAUCUAUGCAGAUUACUUUAUUCCGAAUGUAUACUACGCCUACCGUAGUGCCCGUAUCCUCCUUAGCGAGGUCAUCGAAGAGGCGUUCCCUCAACUCUCCCCAACCUCACCUCUAUAUUCUCAAUUUGGCGAUCUGCCGAUUCUCGUGGAGCAAAGUCGAAUUGCCGCACUGCAAGCGGCGAUAGACAUUUGCUACAGUGUUCCUUUCCAAUUAGGAGACGUCAGUAAAGAUAUAACAGGUGGCUGGGACACUCGCCGAAGUGGCAGGGCCAUCGGCGGUCCAACGACCCCCUUCACGUCCAUGCCGCUCUUUACUCUAGCCAAAGUUCUCCUCCUCCUCCUAUCUACCUCACUACUUGCUGCCUCAUUACCGGUGGAAGAAAGAUGUAACGCAGAGAUACUCAAACUUCCGGGUGCUAGGGCGAUCGAAUUCAUACCAGCAGGGACAAAUCUGACCUUCCCUUCCAAUGACCCUUCAUGCAACAGGCCUAGCCAGGUAGUGGCUGUAGAUAUCUGCCGGGUGGCACUACACGCUUCCACUUCUAGUAGAUCCGGCGUUCAUUUUGAAGUUUGGUUACCGAUGAAUUGGCAGAGACAGAGAUUCCUAGCCACGGGGAACGGAGGCAUCGAUGGAUGCAUCAAGUAUGAAGACCUUGCCUAUGGGGUGAAAAAUGGGUUUGCCGUAGUUGGCUCAAACAACGGACAUAAUGGCACCACGGCCAUUUCGAUGUAUCGAAAUUUAGAUGUUCAGAUCGACUUUGCGUGGAGAGCUGGGAAGGAAAUCGUGGCCCAGUUCUACAGAAAGCCUCAUUUGAAAUCUUACUACAUCGGAUGCUCCCUCGGUGGGCGCCAGGGAUUUCAAUCAGCGCUGAAAUUCCCCCGUGACUUUGAUGGAAUCGUCGCCGGAGCUCCAGGGGUAGACUUUAAUAACUUGGUAUCAUGGAGAGCAAGUUUCUUCCCGUUGACUGGCAGGUCAGAUUCUCCCGAUUUCAUACCAGCGAGUGCUUGGAAGACGUAUAUUCAUGGUGAAGUGCUUCGACAAUGUGACGGCAUUGACGGCGUCGUGGACGGAAUUAUCGAAAACCCUUCACUCUGCCAUUUCAACGCCGAUGCGCUGCUGUGCAAGGAAGGCCAAAAGACAGAUUGCCUAACGCAGACUCAAGUUGAUAUUGUGCGACGGAUAUUCACCCCUCUGAUCGACGAGGAUGGCAAGGUAAUAUAUUCCGCCAUGCAGCCUGGCAGCGAAGAGCUAGCUACCACAAAACUCUAUGCAGGGAAACCCUUCAGCUAUUCAGACGAAUGGUUCAAAUACGCCGUAUACGACCCAUCAUGGGACGCAUCGACAUUCACUGCCCACGAUGCUGCGGUUGCAGAUGCUCUCAACCCAGGGGAUGUCAGAACAUGGCCAACAUACGAAGACCUGGCCGAGUUCAAAAAUAGAAACGGCAAGAUACUCGUCCACCAUGGCUGUCAGGAUAACCAGAUCACGAGCUUCAACACGGAGAGGUUCUAUAACCGUUUGAUACAAACGGGUCCGGCAGGCGGUGCUGGGCAACUAGACCACUUUCUCCGUUUCUUCCGCAUAUCCGGCAUGUUUCAUUGCAAUGGGGGUCCGGGUGCAUGGGCUCUAGGACAGGGAGGCGGAGCAGCUUCAGAAGGCAUCGAAUUCAAGAGAGAGAACAAUAUUCUAGCAGCCGUCGUUGACUGGGUCGAGAAAGGAAUUGCACCAGACACGAUGGAAGGAGUGAAAUUCGUGGAUGACGAUGUAGCUUCUGGAGUUGUAUUUCGCCGUAGACAUUGCAGGUUUGUUAAUUCUCUCCUCCUAAGGACACUUUGA